AUGCCUUUCUGGGGAACGAAAUCCUCUCAACCUGCGGCGGAGAGCGACGCCAAAUCUACGCAUGAUGCGACCGAUCCUAUCAACGAUCCCGUUGCGUCGGCCUCGCAGGCGGCUGGCACGGCGUGGCUCGCUGGCCAUCUUCACCACCUGACUGACGACCAGGAGAAGAGGCUGGAGGAAUUCAAGAAACUGUGUGAGGAGAAGGGUUACUACAAGCCGGAACGGGAUGGAGAGAAGGCCAGCCAUGAUGAUGCGACGAUGUUGCGCUUCCUUCGCGCGCGCAAGUUCGACGUUGACGGCGCUUGGGGCCAGUUCAAGGAUACCGAGGAUUGGCGCCGGGAUAAUGCCAUUGAGUCGCUCUACGAGAACAUUGAUGUGGACUCCUACGAUGCUGCCCGGCGAAUGUAUCCCCAAUGGACCGGUCGUCGAGACCGCCGCGGUAUUCCCGUCUACGUUUUUGAGAUCAAGCAUCUAAACAGCAAGAACAUGGCCGCAUACAACGAGACCAUGUCCUCUUCAACCACGUCCGAGACGCACCAGUCCUCCACGGUCCCGCAGCGUCUUCUGCGUCUGUUCGCUCUUUACGAGAACCUCCUCAACUUCGUCAUGCCUCUGUGCACGAAGCUUCCUCGUCCUAACCCCGAAACUCCCAUUGUCACCUCUACCAACAUUGUGGAUGUGAGUGGCGUUGGGCUCAAGCAAUUCUGGAACCUGAAGGGGCACAUGCAGGAUGCUAGUGUUUUGGCUACUGCCCACUACCCGGAGACCUUGGACCGGAUCUUUAUUAUCGGUGCUCCUUCUUUCUUCCCUACAGUCUGGGGUUGGAUUAAGCGCUGGUUUGACCCUGGAACCACUUCGAAGAUCUUCAUCCUCUCCGCCGCCGAAGUAAAGCCCACCCUGACAGCCUUCAUGGACCCGUCCAGCAUCCCCAAGCAGUACGGUGGCGACUUGGACUGGCAGUGGGGCGACAUGCCUUAUCUGGACGAGGAGGCCCGCAAGGUCGUCGGGGUCCUGGAAACUCCUCCCGCCGAGGGAGAGACCAAGCCCGACUUCAUUAAGGGCCCAGUUCUGUUCAAGGACGACCACAUCGAAGUCCUCGGAAAGGUGAACGGCGAGAGCCGCAAGUCCAACAUCCCUGUUGGCGCAACUCCUGCUCAAUCGAACACCACCUCUCCAGUGCAGGAUGAAAAGCCCACUGAGCAGGAGCAGACCAGCGAGAACGAGAAAGUCCCCCUGCAAGAACCGGCUCCCACAUCGGAGACUGAGACACAACCAGUGACUGCAUAA
Aspergillus neoniger CBS 115656 is the source of this 1287-nucleotide messenger RNA. RefSeq names its product SEC14 family lipid-binding protein. Lineage: Eukaryota; Fungi; Ascomycota; Eurotiomycetes; Eurotiales; Aspergillaceae. The record is from RefSeq and is a predicted model, not a curated record. The transcript has 4 exons. Bases 1 to 1287 code for a protein of 428 amino acids.